GUCACCAUGUUGAACCAAUCGCCAAAGUUGUUGAACACCGAAAGAAGAGAUGUGCUGCUGUGCAGAUGUAUGAUUAACGGCGGUGUUGAACUAUCGGUCGAGCAGCCUUUCUUAUGGGGAGGCUGAGGUCUUUUGGAGCGAUAUUUUUGGCACCUUAAAACGGCGAGGACUUGGGGAAAGUCAGUCAUAUUAGGCACGAGUUCCCUGAGGCCGGAAUAUAGCUGCGAAUGCGACAUCCUGACCCUCUUGUAGCUUAAUACAGACUCUGUCUGUAUUGGAAAGUAAUUGAUUCGAGUCGUCAUCGUGACUGUCGAGCUGGAUCGUUCCAGCGACCUGCUCCUGGGCCCAAUGGCCAACAAUGGGGCCUACCACAAUGAGAGGCUUGGAAGAGUAGAUGAGGAUAAAUUACAAGGAAGUAAUUCUGUUACAAAGAAGAGGAGGACCAGAAGUCAAGGUCGGAACGAGCUUAGACGAUCACUGAGUGAGCGUCAUGUCAACAUGAUAACAUUCUCCGCGACCAUCGGCAUUGGACUCUUUCUCCAGUCUGGUAAAAUCAUGUAUCUGAUUGGGCCUGGGGGGGCGGUUCUGGCGUACUUGAUAAUGGGGACUUUGUUGUGGUCUGCUAACGCCUCAUUGGGAGAGAUGACUGCCAUUUUCCCUGUUAAAGGUCCCAUAAUCGAUUUCCCCGCUCGGUACCUUGAUGAGAGUAUUGGAUUCGCUGUUGGUUGGAUGGCCUGGUUCGCAUACAUAAACUUGACCGCAACUGAAGUCUCGGCCGUAGCAUCAACCUUUAAGUUCCAGUUUGAUCCGGCCUACCUCCAGUCAGUCAAUUAUCCUCUAGAUCAGCUACAAUGGACAUUUGGUCUCAACACCGACCCCGCGGUCUGGAUCGGAAUGUGUCUCCUCGCUAUUCUUAUCAUCAACCUCCUUCCUGUCCGAGUAUAUGGCGAGAUCGAGUAUGUUUUUGGGACCAUCAAAAUCGUUGUCAUUACCGGCAUUAUUAUGAUGCAGGUGAUCCUCAACGCACGAAAUCCCAACGGAAAUACAGACGCUGGGGCCUUUACAUUCUACCAAUCGCCAUGGGGGUUCUUCUCCAAUCAGACAAUUACAGACCCUCAAGGUAACCGGACAUACACUUUCACAGGCGGUACUGGGAGACUUGUCGGGAUGUGGUCCGCCAUGAACACGAUAUUCUUUUCUCUUCAAGGCUUCUUUACAGUCUCUGUUACUGCAGCUGAGAAUAAACACCUUGACAGGGACGAAACCAUCAAACUAGCCAGCCGCAAGAUUGCUCUGCGAGUGAUCCUCCUCUACACUCUCAUCGUCUUCACAGUCGGACUCAAUGUUCCUUACAAUGAUAUAAAUUUACAAGACCAGACUAUCAGCUCCAUUCGUCGGGGACAGAAUUCACCUGUCAUCAUAUCCUGUGUGCGGAAUGGAGUUACUGGAUGGCCUCAUUUCUUCAAUGCCUUUUAUAUCUUCUCUGCAUUCUCGACUGGAAUCAAUGGGUUGUAUAUUUCUAGUAGGCUGUUGCAUGCCCUAGCUAGUAUCAGGAAUGUAUGGCCAACAACUGGGUGGGGAAACAAUAUCAAAAUGCGCCUGGAGAAGACAAACAGUAAGGGUGUGCCUGUUAAUGCGGUGCUCGUGAGCUGGGUAUUUGCGUUCUUGGGAUUCUUGGCGGUUAAGCCUGAGCCUCAAAAGCUCCUUGGACGUUUGGCCAUCUUCUCAACCUGUUCCAUGCUCAUAGUCUACAUCUGCACAUCCGCGUCAUUUCUCUCCUUCAAACGUCUUACCAUAAACGGCGACUCCGACGAAGGAGUCCUCAUCUCUACUCCCGACGGUACUUUUCUAAACCGCAACGCAUCCGACUAUCCAUACAAAUCCCACGGACAAUGGGUUCGUGCAGCCUAUGCAACCACCGGCUGCGCCCUCCUUGCUACCUUUAACGGGUGGCGCUCCUUCUUAAGCCCUUUCUCCCAUGCGGACUUUCUGGCUGCGUAUAUGGCGAUUCUGGUUUUUGUGAUUUUGGUGGUGUUGUACCAUUUGAAGGAUGAGUCGGAGUGGAUGCCCUGGCACUGGGGAAUUAGGAGAACCAUGGAUAUUGGGAAUCCGGUGGCGACGAGGGAGAAGGAUCCGCAGAUGAGGAAGGGGAGAUUGCAUAGAGUUGAUAAGGAGGUGGUGUGGAGUUGGGGAAAUACGAGGGCAUUUUUUGUUUGGGUUUGGGUUUGGCUGAAAUAAGUAGUGGGUGUCUAGGACAAAGCUCGGAACAGGAUGACUUGAUACCCUUUUGUUCUUAGCUGUCGAGAGGAACCGGGCUCGGGAGGUGGAGGGGAAGCGAUCACUGAGCAUUUGUAGACUCAGACCAGAUGUGGUUUUUGCACGACGAGCCUUAUCCAGAUGAUAAGAAGAUUAUGGAAGCUGUCGAGAAUGAAUUGAGGGUAUGUCUAGGUUUGGCGGGUGCAAUGGCCCUUUUUGAUUGCUUUAUCAUAGGAUAUUCCAGGCUUGGCAACGAUUGGC
Molecule: messenger RNA, 2517 nt
Organism: Hyaloscypha bicolor E
Lineage: Eukaryota; Fungi; Ascomycota; Leotiomycetes; Helotiales; Hyaloscyphaceae
Exons: 5
Coding region: 349-2238 (629 amino acids)
Biological process (GO): amino acid transmembrane transport
Cellular component (GO): membrane
Molecular function (GO): amino acid transmembrane transporter activity
Source: RefSeq, a predicted model, not a curated record